Messenger RNA from Micropterus salmoides (largemouth bass), 3621 nucleotides. RefSeq lists its product as uncharacterized. The record is from RefSeq and is a predicted model, not a curated record. Lineage: Eukaryota; Metazoa; Chordata; Actinopteri; Centrarchiformes; Centrarchidae. Gene Ontology annotation, cellular component: nucleus. Gene Ontology annotation, molecular function: DNA binding. Bases 330 to 1691 code for a protein of 453 amino acids. The transcript is spliced from 2 exons.
CGUCACUUCUCUUCCGGUUCUGUUGCCGCUGUUCGGCUUGUGAUGUAGCAGUUCAUGCUAGGCAGGACUGAAUGCGGUUCUGGUGGGAAUGUUACCGCGUAAUUUCAACUUUAUGUAUCCGACAGACAUGUAGUGGCGACUGUAGACUGAACACCGCAGCUUGUUUUGUGUUUUUAACAGUAAUUUUGUCUGAAAAACCACCAGACUUCACCUGACUGUAGUUUACAAACAAUAAUUAACGUUCCGGUGCGCAGCGUCACAAACAACACAGGACGUCUUCUGUCCCCCAAUAAGUUAAUACGACGACUCCCCAAGACCAGUAAAAAAAAAUGCCAUCAAGAAAUCAUCUUGACAAGAUCGGGAGGAAGAAGAAGAAGAAGUGGACAGAGGAGGCCAUGGAGCGUGCACUAAUCGAGGUAAAGUCGGGAAGGUGCACGGUGAGACAGGCUGCCAAGGAGUUUGGAGUCCCUAAAUCUUCACUGGGGGACAGAGUCAGUGGACGGGUGACACCAGGGAGUCGCAGCGGGCCCGCUCAGCUUAUAACAUCUGCAGACGAGGAGCUGUUAGUGGAGUUCUCUUUAUACAUGUCCAAGCAUGGAUUCCCACUGACUAAACAACAGCUGGUGUCCUUUGCUUCAUCCAUUUAUAAGCGGCAGCACCGGAGGGUGGCAUUUUCUAAACUAGGCCAGACCUGGUGGCUCAAUUUUAGAAAACGGCAAGAAAAGAAUAUUGCCAUUCAGCCAGCAGACAAUGUUGUCCGUGGGAGGACCGCAUGUGUGAGGAAGGAAGCAGUGGAUCAGUUUAUUAAUUUAUUGAACACUGUCGUGGACGCUCGUGGGCUCAGACACAAGCCUCACCAAAUCUUUAACUGCAAUGAAACAGGCUUCCAGCUGGGCAGGAAGAGAGUGAUUCUCCCCAAAUCUGCCAGUCUGGGCUACAAGCCAACACCAGGCUUGAGAGACCACAUCUCCGUCCUGGCUUGCUUUAGCGCAGCUGGAGAGGACAUUCCCCCAUUUAUUGUCUACUCAAAGGCCUAUCCAGGGGGAGUAUGUUACAAGACACAAGGACCUCCAAAUGCCCUCUAUGGAUGGUCAGAUUCGGGCUGUAUCAACUCAGAGCUUUUUAAGAAAUGGUUUCUCAAACACUUUCUCCUGCACGCACCGAAGGAGCGUCCGCUGAUGCUGAUUUUUGACGGACACAAGUCUGCUGUGAACCUUGAGGUGGUGGAAGCAGCUCGUAAAGAGGACGUCAUCCUUCUGUGCCUUCCGCCUCAUUGCUCUCACAUCCUGCAGCCACUCGACGCUGGUCUCUUUGUUCUCCUGAAGCAGCGUUUUGCAGCCCUCACAGGUGAUGGUUGUGCCACUGAUACUCACUUCGCAGUCAGUAAGAAGGAGUUCUCAGGUGUAUUUAAAGGGACGUAUCAGGUAGUGAAGGAGGAGGAGGGCAUUAGGACUGUGAAAGAAGGCUUCAGGAAAUGUGGCAUCUACCCACUGGACCACUUCACCAUCACAGAGGGUCAUUUAAUGCCAUCGCACAGCAUGGGCCCAGCAGCUGGACCCUCUUUGUCCACAUCAGUACAGGGUGUGCACACUGUAGGAGACCUCACAGUUGCUGGACCCUCCUCCGAACUCAUUACUACCCAAGAAUAUCAGGCAGCUGUCAUUCAGGAUCAUUUAACUAAACCUAAAUGAACUGGUUCUAUCAUUUGCAAUACUGAAUGAGUUCACUCCUGCUUGAGUAUCGUGCACCAUCUCCCCCGGCCUCCCUGCAGAGCGCCCCGUUUGUUAGCUUGCCAGAAGAAAGGGGUGUGUUAAUUACAUGCCAACAGUCAGAUUUAGAAGUUGAGUAAAAAUGUUGCACAACAGUGGUUCCCAAACAUGGGGGGGAUGGAGUAGGGGGGCAAUAAGAAAGAAAAAUAUCAAUUUCUGAUGCACAAAAUUGAAUUUCUCUAUUUAUUGCAUUUUUCUUGUGAAAUUCUGGAUACAUGUCCAAAUUAAGGCCAUAACCUGUGAGGAGGGAUCAGAUGUAGACUCUGCUUUAUUUUAGGGGAUCCCAAGCUAAAAAGAACUACUGCUGUACAACAAAUUAACCUUAGCUCUGUCAUUUUCUGUGUCAGCUAGCUAAGCUAAUUAACAUCAAGCAGUACGAACAGAGACAAAGUUGUGCUUGAUUUCUUCAUUGGUGGAUCCUAGUCAGUAAGUCUAGAAGGUGUCUGCUGUGAGCUAGCUUUCUAAUUCUGUUCUGAUUGACAGAUUGUUAACAAGUGUUAUGUUGUUUGAGUUUGCAUCAUUACAUGAACUAGUACAUUGUGAAAAUGUAGUUGGAUAAUAAGGAGAAGAUCUACUCAUAAAACUUGUUACUAACUGAUUCUCCUUUGUGGUGUUCAAGCCUGCUGUGAAACACGAGGGGUUAACUGUUUUUUUUUAUACUGAUCGAAGGGAAACGGAAACAUGUCUUUGAACUCUGUUCAGCUGUGAAUCUCUUAUUCCUUUACUUGCGUAUUCUGAAUGUACUUGAUUCAUUAAGUAGUUACAAAAGGAAUAUUUAUUCACACAGAAGAAUGGUCCCUGCAGGGAAAACAGAGUAAAAUAAUUUCUUACAGCACAAAUGUGUCCAUAAGCUUAAUAAUUUACUAAAGGGGGUUGUACUUGUGUUUGUCGUGUACAUGUUCAAGUCAGGUGAUAUAAUAUCAAUGCAACAGGUACAGCUGACAACACUACACAGGCAGGGGACACUACUGCAUAUAUCAAUAAUCAUACUCACUGUGUAAAUAGUCAAUGGAUGUUUACAUCUGUUUACCACCAUUAUUCUACAGUAGCUCAAACAGACAAACUGCACUACAGAGCCUGUUUUGUCACUACAUUGAAUAUGUACAAGGAAGAAGAAGUAGUAAUAGUCUGGUUUGUUAAAAGUAUGAAGAGAUGUGAAAUUUGGACAAAUUGGAGGACCACACGUAGUAUUUAGCAGAAGAGCCAACACAGCGUGUCAGCCACCAUAGCUUCUACUAUGCGCUUUCAAAGGGAGGGAUCAGUGGUGACAGCAAUUUAGUUGCAAUUCACAACCUUCACCACUAAAUGCCACUAAAACUUACACACUGAGCCUGUAACACACAAUCACAAAAAACUGAUGCAUGGCAAAAUGUUUACACAGCUCAAACUGAUUUAUAUUUAUUUUAUAAUUUAUAAUAUUCAUUAAAAAGCUGAAAUGAUUUGGAAUUGAAUGGCAAAUAAACAGGUGUGAAAGGAGUUGUGUGCUUCGAUGGGAAAUAAUUUCCGGAAGACUUGUAUUCAGAUUAACACUUUAUCGACCAGCUAAAGCACAGGUAACCCUGCAGUGUUCUGUGGGUCUUUAUGGAGGCAGCUGUCCAGGGCGAAGUGUUUAUAUAUGUUAAAAUCAUGAUGAUCAUUUGUGCCUGAAGCGUUUACAUUUUAUUGUUUUUGUUCACUGACACAACAUAGACAAAGGAGAAUUUCAGUUUGAGUUUCAGAACUGACACCACAUUGUUCCUUGUAUAGCAAUGGGUCUAAUAGGCAUAAUCAAAUAUCACAUGGUGUCAUUUCUUGCUUGACUGCAUUUUCAACCCAAAAAUCAGACACAUUCUUAAUAAAAUACAUAGAAGAA